CACGUUUUCGUUCUCUGCUUUUGUUAGGUUGGGAGAGUUUUUGGUUUCAGAAGAGACUAAUGGCUGGAGUACUAGCUGGGGAAUGUUCUUACAGUGAGAGUGGAGUUUCAUCACACUCAAGGAAUUCUCAUGAAAAGCAAGAAGAGGUUUCCCGCUGGUAUUUUGGAAGAAAAGAAAUAGAAGAGAAUUCACCGUCAAGGUUGGAUGGUAUUGACUUAAAGAAGGAAACAUACCUCCGCAAAUCCUACUGUACGUUUUUGCAGGACUUGGGCAUGAGAUUGAAAGUUCCCCAGGUUACAAUAGCUACAGCGAUAAUCUUCUGUCAUCGAUUCUUCUUUCGCCAGUCACAUGCAAAGAAUGACAGAAGGACCAUUGCAACUGUAUGCAUGUUUCUUGCUGGAAAGGUUGAGGAAACUCCACGGCCCUUGAAAGACGUUAUUUUUGUCUCCUAUGAGAUUAUAAACAAGAAGGACCCUGGUGCUUCUCAGAAAAUCAAGCAAAAGGAAGUAUAUGAGCAACAAAAAGAGCUUAUAUUAAACGGAGAAAAAAUAGUUCUUUCUACUCUAGGCUUUGACCUCAACGUUCAUCAUCCUUAUAAACCCCUUGUAGAGGCAAUAAAGAAAUUUAAGGUUGCACAGAAUGCUCUUGCCCAAGUUGCAUGGAAUUUUGUUAAUGAUGGUCUACGGACAUCGCUCUGCCUGCAAUUUAAGCCUCACCAUAUUGCGGCUGGUGCAAUAUUUCUUGCGGCCAAGUUCCUUAAAGUGAAGUUACCAUCAGAUGGAGAGAAGGUCUGGUGGCAAGAAUUUGAUGUCACUCCCCGACAAUUAGAAGAUGUUAGCAACCAAAUGCUGGAGCUUUAUGAGCAAAAUCGUGUCCCUGCAUCUCAAGGGAGCGAAGUCGAAAGUAGUGUAGGUGGAGGGUCAGCUCAGCGGCCAGGCUCCAGAAAUGCAGUUUCCACCGAUGAGCAUGUUGGUUCUAGGCAAACAUCAGUACGUUCAACCCAUGAACAUUCAAAUUCUGAUAAUCCUGGGGGUUCAUCGAAAGGAGUAUUGAGUCAGAACAAUGAUAAUGGGGUUGGUGAGGCAGCCAAUGUCAGUGUCGAUAAUAAAGAGGAGAUAGAGAGAGAAACAAAAGAAAGCAGCCUACAUUCUGAAAGUCAUCCAGCCCAUAAGGACAGUGCGAGAGAAGCCCCCCAUAGCUCUAGACCUUCAGUUCAGGGACCUGGGAAAGACAACUCAGAAAGAGAGGGUGGAGAGCUUCAAGAUGAUGGUGCUGUUCAUAAAUCUAGAUAUGUUGAAGCUGGUGAUGUCCCAAUCAGCCAAUCGCCAAAAGACUUGAAAUUGCUUCGAGAUAAGGUGAAGGCUAAACGAGAGAAAGCUAAGAAGUUGCUAGGUGAAAGGACAAGGAAAAAGGAUUUGAUGGAUGAGGAUGAUUUGAUUGAAAGAGAACUGGAAGAUGUGGAACUAGCUGUUGAGGAUGAAAAGACGAAGGAAAGGAAAGUGAAGGCUAAACGAGAGAAAGCUAAGAAGUUGCUAGGUGAAAGGACAAGGAAAAAGGAUUUGAUGGAUGAGGAUGAUUUGAUUGAAAGAGAACUGGAAGAUGUGGAACUAGCUGUUGAGGAUGAAAAGACGAAGGAAAGGAAAGUACAGAGCAGACCAAAGGUCGAGAACUCUGAUACCAUGGGCACAGAACAUGGUGAGAUUUUAGAUGUUAAAGGAGAAGUCAAACAUACAGAGGAAGGCGAAAUGGUAAACGAUGUGUCCCCGAUGAUGCAUAGCAGAAAGAGAAAAAUGGGAAGCCCUCCUGAAAAGCAGACAGAAGGAAAGAGACGCCACAAUAGUGAGAAUGGUGAAGAAGGCCACAACAAGACGAGCAGAGGUAGUAGUCAUCAUGGUGAUAGAGAGCACAGAAGACACUCACAAGAGAAUAACCAUUCAUAAGAGAGGUAAUGAUUAUUAAAACUGCUACUCUUUAUAUUCCAUCUUGUGGUCUUUUUAAAGACCUUUUGGCACUUUGAUGCCCAACCAUGUGAACUUGACUUCUACAUGGGUCGGUUCAGUCGUUGGAACCAAUGCUCAGUGUAUUUUAUGUUGAUUAUAUAUAUAUGUGUGGCAUUUUUGCACUAUCCAACGGCUUGAACAAGGACUCAUCAUCCGAAAAGGAUAUUGCGAAGCAUAUAUAAUUUAGGUUUUCCCUUUAAUAACUACUUCAUGCUAGGUAACUUCUAAGUAUGCAUUAACACCUGCUCUUUUUUUUCUGUCUAAUCUAUAACCGGGCAACGGUUUGAUUCUUCUAGGCAACUUAAUAAUACUUUCCAUCUUUUUGUUGUGUGCGCAAAUUUCAUACUUCACUUUGCUUCCAUUGGGGAAAAAGUUUCCUCUACUACGGUAAGAUUUAGAGUCAGGUCAUAGGAAGUAUAGAUUGUGGUUAAAUCAGCUUCAUUCAUAUAAUAACUCUUUCUUGUUACAGUAAUUGUUCAACUGAGUUUUACUUCUUUGUGGCUUCUCCAGAAUUUUGUUAUUACAAUGUCUGUCUAAAGUUAUAUACGAUGUAAAAGAGAAACCUUUGUAUGGUAUUGAGUGAAUUAUGUA
Molecule: messenger RNA, 2591 nt
Organism: Camelina sativa (false flax)
Lineage: Eukaryota; Viridiplantae; Streptophyta; Magnoliopsida; Brassicales; Brassicaceae
Source: RefSeq, a predicted model, not a curated record